GGCCUCCAACGCGGGCAGAAGCGCCGGCCGCUGCGGCUACGGGUGGCAACGGUUGCAUCAUGGGCCGGUUGCCGCGGGCUCCUCCGCUGCCGCUGCUGCUACGGACGCUCCUCCUGCUGCUAGCCGGAGGAGUGUCCCUGGAAGCAUAUGCAGCUGGAUCUGAUGAACCUGGCCCAGAGGGCCUCACUUCCACCUCCUUGCUGGAUCUCCUGUUGCCCACUGGCCUAGAGUCAUUUGAUGCAGAGGAGCCCCGUGAGGCCACGGGACUGGGACCUGGCCUGGGAGCCCCUGGGUCAGGCUUCCCCAGUGAAGAGAGUGAAGAGUCCCGCAUGCUGCAGCCACCACAGUACUUCUGGGAAGAGGAGGAGGAGUUGAAUGACUCUAGUUUGGACCUGGGACCCACUGCAGAUUAUGGUUUCCCAGACUUGACUGAGAAGGCAGAUCCCAUAGGAGACACCAGCCAGGGUCAAGAGGUGUCGAGCCUCCCCCCUCCUUUGCCUAAGAUGAACCUGAUGGAGCCACCCUGGCAUAUGGCUCCUGGAGAGGAAGAAGAGGAGGAGGAAGAGCAGAAAGAGGAGGUAGAGAAGGAGGAGGAGGAGGAAGAACUGCUUGUGAACAGAGCUCAAGAAGAAGCUCAAACGCAGGUCUACCAUUUUUCUCCCACUAGCAGCAGCACCCAGACUCCCCUGGCUCCCAAACACAGGCAUAAAGAUGUUGGGGGCCAGACCUCCUCAGAUGUGGAGGUAGGGAGCAGCAUAGAGCCAAGCCUGUCACCACCCUCAGUCACCCCAAGUACUGUGACCCUGGGGGGUCAGGACUUCGCCAGCCAGGAGGCAGGGGGCACAGUGCUACCAGCUGCAGGGCAUGAAAUAGAGUUUGAGGCUCCUCAGGAGGCAAAUGAGAAGUCUACCAUGGGAAUAGCUGUGUUGGCUGGCAAACAAGGGGAAGUGCUGUCCUCAGCCUCAUUCCCUCAAGCCCCCAGUGGAUCUGAGACCCCAGAUGAAGAUCCCCUUUACCCUGGAGCCUCAGCUGCUUUUUCCCAGGCCCCCCAAGACAUGGAGCUGACACCUUCCUCUGCUACCUUGGGACAAGAAGACCUCAGCCAGCAGUCCCAGCAAAGGCAGGCUGCUGAAGCUCAAUCCAGAAUCCCCUGGGAUUCUACUCAGGUGAUCUGCAAAGACUGGAGCAAUCUGGCUGGGAAAAAUUACAUCAUUCUGAACAUGACAGAGAACAUAGACUGUGAGGUGUUUCGGCAGCACUGGGGGCUGCAGCUCCUGGCCCUGGUGGAGGAGGUGCUACCCCGCCAUGGCAGCAGUUUCCAUGGAGACUGGCACAUCUCCCUGAGCAAGCCCAGUGAGAAGGAGCAGCACCUUCUGAUGACCUUGGUGGGCGAACAGGGAGUGGUGCCUACUCAAGAUGUCCUUUCCAUGCUGGGUGAUAUCCGCAGGAGUCUGAUGGAGAUUGGUAUCCAGAACUACUCCACGACAAGUAGCUGCCAGGCCCGGGCCAGCCAGGUGCGUAGUGACUACGGGACGCUCUUUGUGGUGCUGGUGGUCAUCGGUGCCAUCUGUGUGAUCAUCAUCGUUCUGGGCUUGCUCUACAACUGCUGGCAGCGCCGGCUGCCCAAGCUGAAACAUGUGUCACACGGUGAGGAGCUGCGCUUCGUAGAGAAUGGCUGCCACGACAACCCCACGCUAGAUGUGGCCAGCGACAGCCAGUCGGAGAUGCAAGAGAAGCAUCCCAGCCUGAACGGCGGCGGGGCGGUCAACGGCCCGGGGGGCUGGAGUGUGCUCAUAGGGAGCAAGCGGGACCCGGAGGACUCCGAUGUGUUCGAGGAGGACACGCACCUGUGAGGGCAUGAGCCUCCUGCGUCAGCACAAGCAAGAUGGACUGGGACGCACAGUAGCGCUCCCUCCCUCCUAGCUGCCGCUCCCCCACAGCCUGGUUUCCCCCACAACCUGGUUCCGGGUGCUGGCUCCUCCCGCUUCCCCCUCACCCCAAAUAACCUUGGCGUAGUCCUCCCCACCCCCACCCGAUGUCCUGAGGGGCCAGCCCAGGACCCCCCAU
This is a messenger RNA of Phyllostomus hastatus (greater spear-nosed bat), 2067 nucleotides long. RefSeq names its product podocalyxin like 2 (gene PODXL2). NCBI's taxonomy places the organism in Eukaryota, Metazoa, Chordata, Mammalia, Chiroptera, Phyllostomidae. The record is from RefSeq and is a predicted model, not a curated record. Bases 60 to 1853 code for a protein of 597 amino acids. The transcript has 8 exons.